CGGUCUCGCGCCCUGUCUCUCUCUCUCCUUCGGUCGAUGGUGCCACUGCCGCCGCCGCCGCCGCCGCUACUGCUCCUUGUGAGGGGGGAAAAGAAUCCGCCUCAGCCGCCGCCAUUACAAGGCCGCUUUUCUUCCCUCGCUUCACCCCACCCACCGAUACCCUCCUCCUCCUCCUCUCACCGCGCCGGGGGAAGGAAAGGAAGGGAGGAAGGAAGGAAGGAAAGGAGAGGGAGAGAGGAAGGAAGGAAGGAGGGGAACAUGGCGCCGCCUCCUUCUCCUCCCGCUGCCGCCUCGGGUCCUUCUCCGCCCCGCCCCGAGAGCCCGGCCAGGACCCGCUGCUGCUGCCGCCGCCGCCGAGCUGGGGGGAAUGCUGUCUAUCCAGUGCUGAGGAUCAGUGACAACUGAGCUGCUGAUGGCGCAUGCAGCAGGGAAAUAGCCACUUUCGCUGUCCUGGAGAUGAUUCACCUGGAUCGCCAACAGCCAUCCAGUCAUUUUUGAUAUUGCAUGGGAGUGCGGCAGACUCUAAUACUCUAGGAAGAAGCCGAGUGUGGCAGGAUGUUUGGAUGAUGAUGAUGGCAAGGAAGCAAGAUGUUCGCAUUCCCACCUACAACAUCAGUGUGGUGGGGUUGUCUGGGACAGAAAAAGAGAAAGGGCAGUGUGGCAUUGGGAAGUCUUGCCUGUGCAAUCGGUUUGUACGGCCCAGGGCAGAUGACUUCCAUUUGGACCACACUUCGGUUCUCAGCACCAGUGACUUUGGAGGAAGGGUGGUUAACAAUGACCACUUCUUGUACUGGGGGGAAGUUGUGCGUUCUUUGGAGGACUGUGUGGAAUGUAAAAUGCAUAUUGUGGAGCAGACUGAGUUUAUCGAUGACCAGACUUUUCAGCCCCACCGCAGCACAGCCCUGCAGCCCUACAUCAAAAGGGCUGCUGCGACAAAACUCGCAUCAGCUGAAAAGCUCAUGUACUUUUGCACUGAUCAGCUUGGGCUGGAGCAAGACUUUGAACAGAAGCAGAUGCCAGAUGGGAAGCUGCUGGUGGACGGCUUUCUCCUCUGCAUCGACGUCAGCAGGGGUAUGAACAGGAACUUUGACGAUCAGCUCAAGUUUGUUUCAAACCUGUACAAUCAACUCACGAAAACUAAAAAGCCCACUGUGGUGGUUCUGACAAAGUGUGACGAAGGAGUGGAGCGGUACAUUAGAGAUGCGCACACUUUUGCCUUAAGCAAAAAGAACCUCCAGGUGGUGGAGACGUCUGCCAGAUCCAAUGUGAACGUUGACUUGGCUUUCAGCACUUUAGUGCAGCUGAUCGACAAAAGCCGGGGCAAAACUAAAAUUAUCCCUUACUUUGAGGCUUUGAAGCAGCAGAGCCAGCAGAUUGCUGCUGCUAAAGAUAAGUACGAGUGGCUGGUGAGCCGCAUAGUCAAAAACCACAAUGAGACUUGGUUGAAUGUCUCACGGAAGAUGCAGUCCUCCCCUGAGUAUCAGGAUUAUGUGUAUCUGGAAGGGACGCAGAAAGCCAAGAAGCUCUUCCUGCAGCACAUUCAUCGCCUCAAACAAGAACAUAUAGAGCGCAGGAGGAAGAUGUACCUUGCCUCGUUGCCUCUUGCUUUUGAUGCCCUUGUUCCAGACCUGGAUGAAAUAAACCACUUGAGCUGCAUAAAAAUGGAGAAGCUGCUGGAGACAAAACCAGACUUCUUAAAGUGGUUUGUUGUUCUUGAAGAGACCCCCUGGGAUGCCACCAGCCAUAUAGAUAACAUGGAGAAUGAGCGCAUUCCCUUUGACCUGAUGGAGACCCUGCCUGCUCAGCAGCUCUAUGAGGCCCACUUAGAGAAGUUGAGGAACGAGAGGAAAAGGGCAGAAAUGAGAAGGUCUUUCAAAGAGAAUUUGGAGACUUCCCCUUUCAUAACACCAGGAAAACCUUGGGAAGAAGCUCGCAGCUUCAUCAUGAACGAGGAUUUUUAUAUGUGGCUUGAGGAGUCUGUCUACAUGGAUAUUUACAGUAGACAUCAAAAGCAAAUUAUAGAGAGGGCCAAGGAAGAAUUUCAGGAACUGCUUUUAGAGUACUCAGAACUGUUCUAUGAACUGGAGCUUGAUGCCAAACCAAGCAAGGAGAAAAUGGGUGUCAUCCAGGAUGUGCUGGGUGAAGAGCAGAGAUUUAAAGCACUACAAAAGCUGCAAGCUGAACGAGACGCCCUGAUCUUGAAACACAUUCAUUUUGUUUACCACCCAACAAAGGAAACCUGUCCCAGCUGUCCAGCUUGCAUAGAUGCUAAAAUCGAGCACUUGAUAAGUUCUAGGUUCAUCAGGCCAUCUGAUCGCAAUCAGAAAAACUUGCUUUCAGAUUCCAAUAUAGAUAGAAUCAAUCUAGUCAUUCUUGGUAAAGAUGGACUUGCACGUGAGCUAGCAAAUGAGAUUCGAGCUCUUUGCACAAAUGAUGACAAGUAUGUGAUAGAUGGGAAGAUGUAUGAGCUCUCCUUGAGACCUAUAGAGGGUAAUGUCAGACUUCCUGUUAAUUCUUUCCAGACACCAACAUUUCAGCCGCAUGGUUGCCUCUGCCUUUAUAACUCUAAGGAAUCUCUGUCUUACGUUGUUGAAAGUAUUGAAAAGAGCAGAGAGUCAACCCUUGGCCGAAGGGACAACCACUUAGUUCAUCUUCCUCUGACUCUGAUUCUGGUCAACAAGAGAGGAGAUACCAGUGGAGAAACACUACACAGUUUAAUACAGCAAGGACAGCAGAUUGCCAGUAAGCUACAAUGCGUCUUCCUCGACCCUGCUUCUACUGGCAUUGGAUAUGGGCGUAAUAUUAAUGAAAAGCAGAUCAGUCAAGUUCUGAAAGGCUUGCUGGACUCAAAGCGAAACUUAAAUCUUAUGAGCUCAACAGCAAGCAUUAAAGAUCUGGCCGAUAUCGACCUUCGGAUUGUCAUGUGCUUGUUGUGCGGAGAUCCUUUUAAUGCAGAUGAUAUUAUUCUACCUAUUCUUCAGUCCCAAACCUGUAGGCCUUCCCAGUGUGGAAGCAGCAAUUCUGUCUUACUUGAAUAUUCCAUAGGACCACACAAGAGGCGUAUAGAACUCUCCUUGCUUUCAUACCAUUCCUCUUUUAGCAUUAGGAAAAGCUGGUUGGUCCAUGGCUACAUUUUGUUUUAUUCAGCUAAACGUAAAGCAUCUUUGGCUAUGUUACGUGCCUUUCUUUGUGAAGUGCAGGACAUUAUCCCUGUUCAGAUAGUGGCACUCACUGAUGGCUCAAUAGAUGUUCUAGACAAUGAUUUAAGCAGAGAACAGUUAACCGAGGGAGAAGAAAUUGCCCAGGAUAUAGAUGGAAAGUUUACAACCAUACCUUGUAGUCAACCUCAGCAUAAACUAGAGAUUUUUCAUCUGUUUUUCAAAGAUGUGGUGGAGAGGAAAAACAUCAUUGAAGCUACCCACAUGUACGAUAAUGCCGCCGAAGCGUGCAGCACCACAGAAGAAGUGUUCAAUUCACCCCGGGCUGGCUCGCCUCUCUGUAAUUCAAACCUUCAUGAUUCAGAAGAAGAUAUUGAGCCUCCGACCUACAGCCCUUUCAGAGAUGACACAUCCAUGCCCACUUUGUCCAAAGAUCUUUCUAAACUUUCCAUGGAGCUGGAGGGGAAUGAUGGUCUUUCUGUCUUUUCUGCUAUGAGCACUUUUGAAAGCAAGUUGAACAACAAAGUACCUCCGCCAGUGAAACCAAAGCCCCCUGUCCACUUUGAUAUUAAGGGGGACCUCUCCUAUUUGGAUCAAGGGCAUCGGGAUGCACAGAGGAAGUCCAUGUCUUCGACCACGUGGCCACCUACAGAUGGCUUUGACCCUUCCGAUUAUGCGGAACCCAUGGACGCAGUAGUCAAACCAAGGAACGAGGAGGAAAAUAUCUACUCUGUGCCUCACGACAGCACCCAAGGCAAAAUCAUCACCAUUCGUAACAUUAACAAAACCCAGUCCAAUGGCAGCGGCAACGGGUCGGACAGUGAAAUGGACACAAGCUCCUUAGAACGAGGCCGGAAGGUGUCCAUCAUUAGUAAACCAGUGUUGUAUCGGACAAGAUGCACGAGGCUUGGGAGAUUUGCCAGUUACAGGACCAGUUUCAGUGUAGGGAGUGAUGAUGAAUUGGGGCCAAUUAGGAAGAAAGAAGAAGACCACACUUCCCAAGGAUAUAAGGGAGAUAACGCUGUCAUUCCAUAUGAGACGACUGAUGAAGAUCCUAGGAAAAGAAACAUCUUACGUAGCUUGAGGAGGACAACAAAGAAACCAAAGCCUAAGCCUCGGCCAUCUAUCACAAAGGCUACAUGGGAGAGCAACUAUUUCGGGGUGCCUUUGUCCACUGUAGUGACACCAGAGAAACCCAUCCCCAUUUUUAUUGAGAGAUGCAUUGAAUACAUUGAAGCAACAGGGUUGGGUACUGAAGGUAUCUAUCGGGUGAGUGGAAACAAGUCUGAGAUGGAAAGUUUACAGCGGCAGUUUGAUCAAGAUCAUAAUCUGGACCUUGCAGAGAAGGACUUCACUGUGAAUGCCGUAGCUGGAGCCAUGAAGAGCUUUUUCUCAGAACUGCCUGACCCUUUGGUACCUUACAACAUGCAGAAUGAACUGGUGGAGGCCCACAAGAUCAAUGACAGAGAGCAGAAGUUGCAUGCACUUAAAGAGGUGCUGAAGAAAUUUCCCAAGGAGAACUAUGAGGUCUUCAAAUACGUUAUCUCUCACUUGAGCAAAGUAAGCCACAACAACAAAACCAACCUGAUGACGAGCGAAAACCUCUCCAUCUGCUUCUGGCCUACCCUGAUGAGGCCCGACUUCAGCACCAUGGAUGCUCUCACUGCUACUCGUAUUUAUCAGACAAUCAUAGAACUCUUCAUCCAUCAAUGCCCUUUCUUUUUCUACAAUCGGCCCAUCAUUGAGCCUCCCGGGGCCAUGCCCAGCUCUCCCUCUGCCAUUCCUGCCAGCACGCCUUUCCUGUCCUCCACACCUGUGAUGGCCCAGCCAUCCCCUCCACAGACUCCUCCUCCCCCCUCACCGCAGUCUCCCCUCCAGCCCCUUCUCGCCCCACAGCUUCAGGCUGAGCAGCACACACUGUGAACCCUGGGCACAAGAGGACAUCGAGGUCUCCUCCUGUUCUUCCACGCGGAACAGAGACUGGAAACUCAACCCCGUCAUCUGUCGCCCUCCCCCCGUCCCCCUCCCCUGCCACUUGGUUGCAAACUUCAGCUGGGCAAACUUCAGGGGCGAGCUGGAGUAUUGGACACACGUGACGCCUUGGUUCUGCCUCAGUGCCUGGCACGGAAGGGCCUGCUGCGUCAAGGAUGACGUCGGACAUUCCUUUGAGCAGGAGGGGUCUGGACCUCUCUUUGAAUGCUGGAUCCGAUCAGUUCCAACCGGAGCAAACCUGUAGAACUCACGCGAACACUGCCGCGAUCAGCUGGGGGUGGGGUGGCUUUGGACGAGUGUUUGGGGAUUUCUCCUGUACACAGACAGCGAAGACCUGCUUCAGCCUGGCGAGAUGUGGAGCCCCUACCCCCAAACACAUUCCACGAUCUGCAACCAAGGGCCUGUUCUGCACCGCUGGGCACCUCCUCACCUGUUUUGGGGAGACCACCGUUUCACCUUAGACCAACUCUCACCAUCCCAGCAUAGCUGCUCAGAAGGUCUGGACCAACACAUCUGCAAAGAGAGGCUUUUUAUGUUUUGGCAAAGGUGGAAUGUAAAUUUCUCCUGACUUUUAAGUGUUGGCCAAUCGUAAAGGGGGAAGGAACGAACCUUGAAAACAAACAAAUGGCGAGGAACAUUAGAAGAAAACACCGCCACCAUCCGCUGGUUGGGUUGUUUUUAAUCUGGCAAAGUAGUAGUUUGGGACAAUGGCUCCUUUUUACUUGAGCAGAGAAUUUGUGUGUGGCAGAGGCUCCCUGGCAGGGUGUGUGUGGGGGGGUGAGGGCAGUCCAGGUUUAGUCUGGCUGGUUCUGCUAUCUUUAUUUGACAAAUCAUUAACAUAUCUCUCACACUACAAACACACCCACACUUUCCGCCUCACGCAAAAUAUUGGUGUUUGCACUUAAUUGAAGGGAGAGUGUGAGGCAAGGGCAUGUGUGUGCGUGUGCGUGUGUCUUUUGCAAACACAAACGAUGAUUUGCUGUCUGACUUGGGAUUUAAUUCCUCUAGAACACUAUGUUGACAGAAACACUGUUGUUAAUCUUCGUGCGCGAGUGUAUGUGGGCCGUAUGGGGUUGGGAGCCAGUGGUGCGGCUAUAGAACAGUGGCUUUUUUAAAAAACAAAGGUUGCUGGUGGAAACAUUUUAAAGGAUAAAAGCUGAUGCAGGAAUGAAGUGGAGGGAAAUGCAAGUGAAUUUCACCCCCCCUCUCCAAACCCAGAGUCAGAGGAGGCAGGCUAACAGAAGAAAGCCCCACACUGCGGUCUCCUGGAGUGGCUGGUCC
Molecule: messenger RNA, 6431 nt
Organism: Podarcis raffonei (Aeolian wall lizard)
Lineage: Eukaryota; Metazoa; Chordata; Lepidosauria; Squamata; Lacertidae
Gene: ARHGAP35
Product: Rho GTPase activating protein 35
Exons: 7
Coding region: 420-5081 (1553 amino acids)
Biological process (GO): signal transduction
Molecular function (GO): GTPase activity; GTP binding
Source: RefSeq, a predicted model, not a curated record